CCCGCAAUGGACACAUCAGACUACGAAACCGAAAAGGCCAAGAUGCUCCGCGGCGAGCUCUACCGCGCCUUCACCCCGGGCCUGAUCGCCGCUCGCCACCGCUGCAAAGUCGCCGUGCAUGCAUUCAAUAACGCCGGGAUCGUCUCGCGACGGCGGCAGGUUGAACUCUGGAGAGCAAUAGUGGAGGACGCCCGCCCCCUCCCACCGCCGGCCCCCACUUUAGAAGAAGAUGAGGCGCUCUUCGAGCACGACCCAUGGGUAGAAAGCCCCAUCCGCAUGGACUAUGGGUUUAAUGUAAGCGUCGGCGCGGGCACGUUUAUCAACUUCAACUGCACAAUCAUCGACACCUGCCGCGUAGUGAUCGGGGAGAGGUGUCUGUUUGGCCCGAAUGUAAGUCUCUACACGGGACUGCAUCCGCUCGAUGGUGAGGUGCGGAAGGGCACGGCCGGGCCGGAGUGGGGUAAGGAGAUUCAUAUCGGCGAUGAUUGCUGGUUGGCCGGGGAUGUGAAGAUUCUGGCUGGGGUGACGGUCGGAAAGGGGUCGACGGUUGGGGCGGGGAGUGUGGACGUCCCGCCGUAUUGUGUGGUGGUCGGGAAUCCGGCACGAGUAUUAAGGUAUCUCAAGGGGAGUCCGCAUUAUAAGGAGGAAGGAACGUCGGGUUGA
Molecule: messenger RNA, 663 nt
Organism: Aspergillus uvarum CBS 121591
Lineage: Eukaryota; Fungi; Ascomycota; Eurotiomycetes; Eurotiales; Aspergillaceae
Product: sugar O-acetyltransferase
Exons: 3
Molecular function (GO): acetyltransferase activity
Source: RefSeq, a predicted model, not a curated record